Messenger RNA from Ilex paraguariensis (yerba mate), 1190 nucleotides. Lineage: Eukaryota; Viridiplantae; Streptophyta; Magnoliopsida; Aquifoliales; Aquifoliaceae. The record is from the annotation of a GenBank genome assembly.
CUGAGAAGUCUGUAAAUGGGGGUUGAGGGGUUUUGUAAUUUCUAACACCGUGACUACAAAAUCAUUGGAUAAUCCAUUGAACCAUUCGGGUAUGGAAGAUACAAUCUCGGGUACUAAUCAAGACGAUCAAGAACAAUCAAUUUCUGAUUGUGAAAGUGGAAUUUCCAAUCCGGAAUCUCAAUAUUGGGGUGAUGGGUUGAUCAAAGUGGAUGAAGGGAACAGACUACACCAUCUUAUCAAGAACAGAUUGAUUUCGGGUUUGGGAUCUCAGGGAGCACAUACAAGAGUAGAGGCCAUUCAUAGGAAUGCUUAUUCUAGCUAUACAAGAAGAGCCAGGUUUCAUUCGUUUCAGAUUUACUCCCAAGCUAUAGAAAAGAAGAAUGGUGGUAGUAAUGUUAAUGUGAAGUAUGGUUGGUAUGGUGGUUCCAAGGAUGAGAUAAGUGAGAUCAUCUCACAUGGCUUUGGUCAUUGUAGAAGCUUUGAGAAAGAUGGAUUUGGUUGCUGUGUCUUUCUCUCUCCUGAUGAUUCUCCAACUGAAAGUGUGAAAUCCUCAGUUAUUGAUGAGAAUGGGUUAAGGCAUCUCUUACUUUGUCGGGUUAUCCUGGGUAAGAUGGAGCUUGUUCAUCCUGGUUCUGGACAGAGUCAUCCAAGUAGUGAGGAGUUUGAUUCUGGAGUAGACAAUCUACUAUCUCCUAAGAAGUAUAUUGUUUGGAGUACCCACAUGAAUACUCAUAUCUUGCCAGAGUAUGUGAUAAGUUUCAGAGCUCCUUUUCACUUGGAAGGGUGUGAGAGGAUCCAAGACUGCCCGAAGAAACCCACUUCACCAUGGAUGCCGUUUCCAACUCUCAUCUCUGCACUUUCCAAGUUCUUACCACCUCAAACCAUCAAAUUAAUCGCAAAGCAUCACAGCCAUUUUAGAGGACACAAGAUCUCACGGCAUGAGUUAAUACGGGAAGUGAGACAAAUAGCAGGAGACAAGUUGUUGACAAUGGUCAUAAAAUCUUUUGGAGACAAGGGUAUGGUGCCUUGAUGAACACAACAACAUAAAGCAUCCCCUGAAAUUUUCUCCGGAAAAUAGCUCCAACAAGUUACAGCGCCGGAAUGGAAGAAACCGUGCUCGUAUGCAGGGAUGAAUCGAAGAUUUUCGUGCUGAUCAAGAUGAGAGUUGCCAUUGUGAAUAGAAGAGAGAA